This is a messenger RNA of Echinostoma caproni, 486 nucleotides long. NCBI's taxonomy places the organism in Eukaryota, Metazoa, Platyhelminthes, Trematoda, Plagiorchiida, Echinostomatidae. The record is from the annotation of a GenBank genome assembly.
AUGUGUGAGAGGAAAAUUACAUGGACCGAAAUUGAACAACAUUCAUCCAAACAUGAUAGAUGGAUCGUGAUGGAAAAUAAAGUUUAUGAUGUUUCCAAAUGGCAGAAUCGGCAUCCUGGUGGAAGAAAAAUCAUUGGACACUAUGCAGCUCAAGAUGCAACGGUAGAAGCUUUCAUUGCUUUCCAUAAAGACUUGGAAAUCGCGAAAAAAUAUUUGAAAGCCUACUUUAUUGGCGAUUUGGAAACAUCGGAAAUUGAUUCUAAAAGAACCGAACAUCUUAUGAGGAGGAAUAAAUACGUCAAGGAUUUUGAAGAAGUUCGAUCGAAAUUACUUGAACUAGUGAGAAAUCAGCGUCUAUCUUUUAGCAUUGUUUUUCCAAGCACACAAAUUUUCAAAUAUGCUUUUUGUGCCUCUGUGGUGAGCACAGGGGUACACUCGAGAGUCACCGUUUCGUCACCGAGGAGCAUCUCGAUAAUUAUUGUGUAG